Messenger RNA from Pocillopora meandrina, 1102 nucleotides. Lineage: Eukaryota; Metazoa; Cnidaria; Anthozoa; Scleractinia; Pocilloporidae. The record is from the annotation of a GenBank genome assembly.
AUGCUUCGACCGAAAGAAGUCGCCAGCUACACUCAGGGUUUCAGUAAAAUUAUUAGCGAUUUUAUUCACCGAUUACGAUUAGUUCGAGAGCCUGGUGGGUCAGACAAAGAAAACGAAGUUAGUGAACUCGAUAAUGAACUUUUCAAAUGGUCGUUUGAGUCUGUGGCGGAGAUAUUGUUUGACAAAGUUUAGUUGUCGUUUGAGGAAAUCAACGAAGAGGCACAGACAUUCAUAAAAGCCCUCGGAGAUUUUCUGGCGCAUGCGGUCGAGGUCGAUUUUUUGCUUACUUGGUUUUACAAGAUCUACGAGACCCAGAAAUUUAAAAAGUUUUUCGAUAAUUUUGACACGAUGUACGAUUACGCCGAACUAUUUAUCGGGAGAAGAAUCAAGGAACUGGAGGAGAAGUCGUGCAAGCCAUCAAAGGAAACAGGACUGGGACAAGUGCAUGGUUGCACAUGGCGGACGCACUUUUUUGAGCUCUGUGGCUCCCUGAGAGAAAACAAUACGUAAGAGGAGUGAUCUUAGUAGUGCCAGUGGCGAAGAAUCUACAAAUUCACCAAACGCAAAGCGACUUAACGAAGAAAACUCAGCGGCAUUUUAGGCCACUGCACGUGGCAGUCAACCUAACGAAAAACGAGCACAGGAUUUAACAUUGGCGACGAUUGGCGCUUAAGAAAAUUGAAACAAAUAACAGCCUAAUGCUCGAACAGUAGACAGUCCUGAAAAGAAAUUAUGAAGAGCUACGAGCUAGUCUCAAGUUCACACAAGCCACGGUCGACUCUAUAGUGAAGGAAAACGAAGACCUAAAGAACAGGAUAAAAGCGAUGGAGAAAAACUAUGCCUCUCUACAGCAGAGAGUCGGAGAUCCGGUAGAAACUUGCAAGGCACAACAUGUUUCCAUGGAGGAGAAAUUAAACGAACUUUCAGUAAUGUACGACGAUCUUGAACAAUACACCACAAAAUUUAAUUUAUAUAUAUAUAUAUGGGAGAUGUCAAUACAUACAGUACUCUCUGUGGUUGGAAAUUCUACCUUUGCAAAGCCAGAAACGCUUGCUCGUAUGCCAUACCUGAAGGCCUGGUUACGAGAGACCCUCCGCCUUAA